AUGAAGGUGCCAGUGCAUCACCAGAGCGACAGCAUGAUCAACGUGCUGUGCAAGCGGAUGCCGUGGCCGCUGACGCGGCCAACGGGCUGCCCCUCGCAGCCAGUGCGAUGGCCGAAGCCGCUAGCACACAGGAAGUACACGCAGAGCCAGGUCGACGGCUACUGGAGCGAGCUCGGGGAGGCCUACGAGAAGCACCUGAACAGGUACCACAGCUUCGAGGGCGACGGCUGGAGCAAGCGACAGGGCCACUCCGAGAAGGCCAAGUACAAGCAGAAGCCGCGCAGGCCCAAGCCCUGCACCGCGGCCCUGGAGCAGCAGCAGUGGGCCGAGGCAGCCGAGUCGCUCGCGCGGCGGCUGCGCCAGCUGAGGCUUCUGGCCAACGCAUGGCAGCAGCGGCGAGACGCGGGCACACUACGGCGAGCCCAGCACAGUGCGGACGGGCUUCUCAGCCACGACAUCGUCAUGCCGCUGUUCGCCGAGCGGGCCCCUGGACAGACGGCCGGGACAGGCACCGACACGGACGAGGAGGACGGGCUGCUGGAGUCGGAGGACGCCCCUCGGGAGGGGGCGGAAGGGGCAAAGGACCGCCGCGCGGUCGGAGCGCCUCCCCCCGAGGGCCAGCAGGACCCCAACACUUGGAACACGAUUCGCUGGCCGCUCAUCGUACACACGCUGCGGGACUGGCGCGUCAGCGACAUCGACGAUCGCGCCCAGAACUACCUGGGUUUCAUCGCCACGCUGCUGGACCUCGGGAGCAAGAGAUACUGGAAGAUGGUGCACCGAGCGGCCGCGGCGCAGUGGCGGCAGUGGGUGACCACGCACGGAGAACGAGGAGCAGGAACGCUGCACAAGUGGACCAAGGCCCCCGCGCCUUGGCAACCGCAGGCAGCGCCAGCUGGAGCCGACAGCGACCAGAUGCACGAGCUCACGCACCCCCAGAAGGCCGCCAACGCCGCGCUGCAGGGGUGGGAGGACAUCUGGAACGACCCGCUCGAGCCGAGGGCGCCGUGGCUCCAGCCGCCCACGGAGAAUGAGUGGGCAGAGGCAAAGCCGCCGCCCAUCACCCCGCAGCAGGUGAUCGAGGCCUGCGGCCGCUUCAAGACCAAGACGGGGCUAGGGGAGUCGGGAUGGCACCCGAGACUCUGGCGCGAAGGAGGAAUCCAAGGAGCCGCGAGGGUGGCUAGCACCCUCAACGCCCUGGAGGCGUCGGGCGGGCACCGCCACCACGGGCUGAUCCCCGAGCUGGCGAGGCUGUGGGAGACCAUCCGCAUGCCGUGCGCCAGGAGCUGGGAGCAGAGCCACCGCAGGGGCUACGACUGGGCCGCGGAAGGGAGGUCCAGCGAGAGGGCCCCCUGGGAGCAGGCGCUGUUCUACGAGGCCACGGUGGCCCAGGGGCUGGAGUACGCCGUCACGCACUUCGACCUGGUCAAGUGCUUCGAGUACGCCACGCACGAGAAGGUGUGGCAAGCAGGCACGCGUUCGGGAUUCAACACGGUGACCCUGAAGAUGGCGCUGCGCAUCUACUCGAUGACGCGGUGGGCGCGCGGCAUCGCAGCAGGAAGCCGCCUCGCGCCCCUCUGCUUCAAAAUGGUCAUCUUCGGGGAGCUGGACGGGGUCAUCGCCAACUUCCCGUGGGCCUCGGUCUGCCUCUUUUUCGACGAUUUGGCGGUCGCCACGCGGGGCGCGAGGCUGUUUGCGCAGUACUGGCACACGCAGUUGGUGCAGGCGCUCGUGGACAUGUUCGAGCGGCUGGACAUGAAGGACGGCCUCGCCAGGCGCGUGCACCCGCUCGGCAUCAGGAUGGUGCGACACGCCGACCACCUCGGCGCCACCACCGCCGCCGGCAGGAGAAGACGAGUCAGCGCCUUCAGCAACAGGGCCAGCAAGUACGCAGCGCGGCGAGAUCGCAUCGCCCGCAUGCGCCGCGCAGGUGGGCCUGCGCAGGCGAUCAUCAGACAGGGGAAGGUGCCGUCGGCGAUGUACGGGGCGCAGGUCAUGGGCAUGGCCAACGCCACCCUCGCCUCCCUGCGGCAGAGCGUGGCAACCUCCUUCAGGGGCAACGCCAUGGGGAGGUCGUCGCCGCUCACGCUGCUUGCGCAGGGCGCCGACCCCGCCAUCCGCGCCAACACGGAGCCGCUGGUCAACUGGGCCAUGGCCUGGCAGGAGGUUGCCAACCAGGACGGCCUCCAGGCGCAGCUCCAGAGUGCGUGGAAGAAGUGGGUGCUACGAGAGGGGCGGGCAAGAGCCCCAUGGCAGCAGGUGCGAGGGCCCGCAGGGGCCUUCAUCGCCACGGUGCAGAGGCUGGGCUGGGAGACGCUCGCGGCGCACAGCAGCGCCAUCGGCGAGGAGCACCUGGACCUCAGGGCGCUGCCUCUCAGAUACCUGAAGCAGCGCAUCAGCGCGGCCACGGAGAAUGGCCUCAAGAGCGACUGGCUGCGCAUCCACGGCGAGAAGCACGGCCCGGACAGCCUCCUCGUGGAGCCCGUCGCCGCGCUGCUCAAGAGACCGCUGAGCAAGACGUGGACGCUGGAGCACCAGACUCGGGUGCGCAACCUGCGGCGCGGCGGCACCUGGCCGCAGCGACGGCUCUUCGACAAGGGCGCCGCGGAGGACAGCACCUGCAAGCCUGCCACGAGCACGAAGGGACGGACCGCCACAGGGCUCGCAGCGGACCCAGCGCUGGAGUACGACCUCUGGAACUUGCUCUUCUCAUCCACCAGCGAGGUGGAGGGCACCUUUGACGGCCUCGUGCACGGCGACAUCUACACGGAUGGCAGCCUGCUGUACGGGGCAUACCCAGCAUUGAGGAGAGGCGGCUGGUUCUCCGUGAAGCUCGACAAUGAGCACCAGAUGGAGUACGCCAUGUUCGGGCCGUUGGAAGGGCCGCAGCACGACCAGUCGAUCUACAAGAGCGAGCUGAUG
This is a messenger RNA of Prorocentrum cordatum, 2922 nucleotides long. The record is from the annotation of a GenBank genome assembly. NCBI's taxonomy places the organism in Eukaryota, Dinophyceae, Prorocentrales, Prorocentraceae.